Messenger RNA from Mustela lutreola (European mink), 3962 nucleotides. It is a transcript of the gene LRRC55, whose product is annotated as leucine rich repeat containing 55. Gene Ontology annotation, molecular function: transmembrane transporter binding; potassium channel activator activity; voltage-gated potassium channel activity. Bases 1288 to 2244 code for a protein of 318 amino acids. The transcript is spliced from 3 exons. The record is from RefSeq and is a predicted model, not a curated record. Lineage: Eukaryota; Metazoa; Chordata; Mammalia; Carnivora; Mustelidae. Gene Ontology annotation, cellular component: voltage-gated potassium channel complex.
UGUUGCUCAGAGAUGUGGAGGCAGUUGCUAAGAGACAGUGAAACGUCAGUACCUGGCCCUCGAGGAAAAAAAGGGAGCGAAAAAGGGAGAGAGGAGGGGGGAGAGAGGAAAGGAAGGCGGAGGGAGGGGAAGACCUGGCGGAAGCCACAAACCCGAGCAGCCUCAGCACCAGCUGAGUUUCGGAAAGAAGCAUUCGGAUUCUGUGAACUUUCUUCUAAGCAUCCUCGCUCUGAUUCCCCUUUUGAGUCAAAAAAGGGGAACUGGCCAGGCACCAGGAGCACAGGACAGGAAACCACCAAGGAUGCUGCCCCGGGAUCCAGGAGCCAUGGAGGAGGAGAGGCCGGGGGAGGGGAAGUGCCGGGGAGGCAAUCUGUUCUCCUGAAGCAGCAAGCGGGAUUCCAGCCUGACGGAGGGAGACCCAUGUCUGCUGCAGAUUGAUGGCUGUGUCCUUGGAACAGAAGGGAAUUCUGCCCCCGCCUGCUGAACACAGAGCUGGGCUGGGAGAGAGGCACGGGCUCAGGAGAAGUCGCCAAAGCGGUCCUAGCUGAUCCCCCAUCCUGCACCUCCAGGACACAUGGCUCUUUCCAGCCUUGGCAGGCAACAGUGUGUGUCCCUCAGGGUCCUCCCCAACCUGGGGAAAGAAGAGCCUUCUUGGGGAUUUCAGUAGAUGCUAAGGCUGAGGACUCGGGCUUCCAGGAGGCCCAUGGAGACCCACUCCCCGCCAGGCUCCCUUCCCAAAACACCCACCCCAGGACCCCCUUGGACUCGAGCCCCCUGGGCCACCAGAAGGAAUGGCUUCGGAGACCUCCAAUGCUAGAGACCCAGAUGCAGCCCUGGCCUCCUAAUUGGUCCCAGACGUGGGACAGGGCUCGGGGUUCUUAGAUGUACCAGGACCUUCGACAGGCACCUUUCCUGUCCUUCUGCCCCCCACCCACCACCAUCACCUCUCCAACGUAAUACAGAGAGGAAGCACCUAGCAGCCAUGUGUGAGAAGAGCACAGAACUACAGGGACACUUCCACGACCUGCUAGCAGCUGGUCCAGCCCCAUUCUCAGUUCCUUCCUCUCUCAAGUUUUGAUCAUCUUCUCAGACCCCGAGAGACCUCAGCUGGAUUUACUCUCCCCUAGGCUCCAAAGGGGGCUUCCUGGGGAUCUCACCUAGGGAUCCCUCUGGUGCUUAGAGGCUCUGGGGAAAGGCUUGAGACAUGAUACCACGUGCCCAGAAGCCCCACCUUUCAGGACUCUGGCCCUGAUGUAGCUGUCUUUCUGAGCCACUGACUCUUGAUUCAUGGACAUAGCCUCAGUCCCAGUGGGCUCCCUACAGCCCUGCUGUUGCCAGCUCCCUAAGAUGGGUGACACCUGGUCCCAGCUGCCCUGGCCUGGGCCCCCCCACCCAGCCAUGCUGCUGGUCUCCCUCCUCUUGGCAGCCGGGGUGAUGCGCUCGGACGCUGGCACCAGCUGCCCCGUCCUUUGUACGUGCCAUAACCAGGUGGUGGACUGCAGCAGCCAGCGGCUCUUCUCCGUGCCCCCAGACCUGCCAAUGGACACCCGCAACCUCAGCCUGGCCCACAACCGCAUCGCAACCGUGCCGCCCGGCUACCUCACGUGCUACAUGGAGCUCCGGGUUCUGGAUCUGCGCAACAACUCCUUGACGGAGCUGCCGCCGGGCCUCUUCCUCCACGCCAAGCGCUUGGCCCACCUGGAUCUGAGCUACAACAACCUCAGCCAUGUGCCCGCUGAUAUGUUCCAGGAAGCCCAUGGCCUGGUGCACAUUGACCUGAGCCACAAUCCAUGGCUGCGCAGGGUGCACCCCCAGGCUUUCCAGGGCCUGGUGCAGCUCCGAGAUCUGGACCUCAGCUACGGGGGCCUGGCCUUCCUCAGCCUCGAGGCCCUUGAGGGCCUGCCGGGGCUGGUGACCCUGCAGAUCGGCGGCAACCCUUGGGUGUGCGGCUGCACCAUGGAGCCUCUGCUGAAGUGGCUGCGGAACAGGAUCCAACGCUGCACAGCAGAUUCUCAGCUGGCUGAGUGCCGGGGUCCCCCCGAAGUUGAGGGUGCCCCACUCUUCUCCCUCACUGAGGAGAGCUUCAAGGCCUGUCACCUGACUCUGACCCUGGAUGAUUACCUCUUCAUCGCAUUUGUGGGCUUCGUGGUCUCCAUUGCCUCUGUGGCCACCAACUUCCUCCUGGGCAUCACAGCCAACUGCUGCCACCGUUGGAGCAAGGCCAGUGAAGAGGAAGAGAUUUGAUGUGGGCGCCUGACGUCCCUCCAUGCAGCUGGCCCCCAGACACUGCUCAGUCUGGCUCUUGGUGCCCUGGUCACCUCUGUCAUGACCCAAACAAGGUCAGGAAACUACAUUUGUGUGAUCUUCAACUAUGGGCCAGACACUGUGGCAGAAUUGGAAAUGUCCAAUGACUCUGUCCUAAGGCUUUUACCUCUAAUGGAGGAGAGAGAUUCAAAAACUAUUCCCUUUAAGACAAUUUGUCAACACUCUCAGCACAUAGUUAUGAAAGCCCAGAGGAGCGAUCAUCAACUAUGCUUAGAAAAGUCCAAGAGGAUUACAAGAAUGGAUGCAAUUUGUGAACUGAGUCAUCAAAAACUGUCUGCUUUGUCAGGUAGACAAUGAAGGGUAGACAUGAGCAAAUGACAGAGGCCAAAAUAUGCAUGGUGUGUUGAGAACAGUGACCAAUCCUUGUGACUUAAGUGUAUAGAGCAGGUGUGGCACAGGACCAAAACUUCCCUCUGACACCCAAUCUUUCAGCUCUUGGAGUUGCCCACCACUGCCUCCAGAGGGAGAGAACACCUCUGUGCCCGUCCCCUAGGCCUCCUGCCAGGGGCUACCAAGUGAGACCACCUCCUACUGACUGCCUCCAUACUACAUCCACCAAGUGCAGCCUGCCCGUGAGGUCCAAGUACCAAACUGAAGUACCUACCCUUGUCUCCUGCUUCUCACUCAAGCUUUGGUUUCAGAAGAGGGAAGCAAGAGGUCCAGCAAUGAGGCAGCAAGAGUCUUAGCACCUUGGAACUCCUAAUCUUGUGACUGUUCUUGCCACGGUGCUCACGCCAAAGGAUCUCACCAGAAAAGUGCACUGUAGCAUGAGGGUAGCCAAGACUGAAGGAGGAGGAGGCCACCACAGUUAUGACUGUAGGAGAUUUUCUCUUUCUUCCAAGGAAUUCACUCAUUUAAGCAUCAGGGUAUGAGAGCUAUUUAUUACCAAACACUUGCCAGUGUCAGGCACUGUGAUAAGCUCUCUCCACAGACAAUUCCAUUUUAAUCCACACAUUCUUGUGAGGUAAGCAUUGCUGUUCCCAUUGUAUAGAUGAGAAAACAAAGGCUCAAAGAGAGUUUAAAUGUAGUGACAUGUUGCUUAACAAGCAAAAUAAAGUCUGUGCUCUUUCUACCCUAUCCAAGCUGGGGAACAUCACAGUCCCUCUAAAGUUACAUAAGUUUGAGUUCCAGUAGUGCUGAUGAGUAAGUGCUCCCAAUAACGACCAGGCACUCUUUGGGGCACUUUUAAAACUACUGACUCACCUAUUUCAAUUCUCAUAGCAACACUGCCUGGCGGUCUUUAUUAUUCCCAUUUUACAGAUGAAUUAAUUGUAGAGAGCUAGGUAUCUUACCCAAGGUUAUCUGGGUAAACUCUAGAAGGAAAGCGAUAGGCAACUCCAUUUAGGGAAACUGUGUCUAGUCAGUCCAUCAAAAAGCAAGCAACUCCAUGUGCAAAGCAGUAUUAUCAUCAUUGCUGCUGUCCUCUUCAUCCUCGUCAUCAGCCUUAUCAGCCUCCUUCCCUGUAUUUGUUCAGCACUGGACAGCUCCUAACAUGCUGUUAGCAUCAUUCUGGACUCUUCACGACCCUGUGUGGGAGGCAAACCAAACAUAAUUACUCCUAUUUUACAGGUUGGAAAAUACAGACUCAAGAGCAGGCAUGACUUGCCAAAGCAGUAAAGGUGGGACUCAACUUCAAC